UAGUUACUAGGAAAUAAUUUAGGUUGUAGACAGACAUUUUGGUUGUUGCAUACUAGUACGUGUUGUGUGUUUUUCCCUGAAUUCUGAGCCUACCAGUUGAAGAAUGAGCGGCGCCCCACCACCAUACAACCCUGGCUAUGCCCAGCAGCCUCCACAACAAGGCUAUGGCCAGCCUCCUCCCCAAGGCUAUGCCCCUCAGCAGGGCUACCCUGCGGCCUCAUACCCUGCUCAGCAACAGCAGACAAACCAGACUGUAGUGGUGACCCAAGCUCCGGCAGCCGUCACUACUCAUUACGUUGUAAAGAAAGAGACCAACCAUAUCCUCCACUUCAUCAUCUGCCUGUUCUGCCCAUGGUGGAUCUUUGUGUGGAUUUGUGCCUGCAUCAUCAACAGUUAGACUGUUAGUUGAUCAAUGGGCAAUCAAAAUUAAUGUAGUGAUCUUGAACUGUACAUGUUAGUAGUUUCAUUUUUAUUCACUAGACUAGUAGUGCAGAGACAUUUUUAAUGACAUUAUGGUAAAGUAAUUAUAAUCAUGUGAGUGUACAAUCAUGUUAAGUGUUCAGUUUUUGCACUCGUUUGUCGUUUGCCGUUCAGUUAGCUGUUGUGAUUUGCUUGUAUUCAUUGUGCUUCCUGUUCUGUUG
This is a messenger RNA of Halichondria panicea, 641 nucleotides long. Its product is annotated as protein SPEC3-like. The record is from RefSeq and is a predicted model, not a curated record. The transcript has 3 exons. Lineage: Eukaryota; Metazoa; Porifera; Demospongiae; Suberitida; Halichondriidae. Bases 104 to 397 code for a protein of 97 amino acids.